Messenger RNA from Dermatophagoides farinae (American house dust mite), 2030 nucleotides. It is a transcript of the gene rho-5, whose product is annotated as rhomboid-5. NCBI's taxonomy places the organism in Eukaryota, Metazoa, Arthropoda, Arachnida, Sarcoptiformes, Pyroglyphidae. Gene Ontology annotation, biological process: regulation of protein secretion; regulation of epidermal growth factor receptor signaling pathway. Gene Ontology annotation, molecular function: serine-type endopeptidase activity. Gene Ontology annotation, cellular component: endoplasmic reticulum membrane. The record is from RefSeq and is a predicted model, not a curated record.
UGAAAAUCGAAAAUCCAACAUAAUCUCAAAUUAACGAUAACAACAACAACAAAAUCCAACAAAAAUGAGUGUUUACUUUAGCAAAAAUAUUGCAUCUUCUUUGAAAUUUUGAUCGUAAUGUUUUGCAAUUGUAAAUCCGAUCCAAAAUGUCAAAUUCUAAUAGAAAAAAACAAGAAAAUAAUUAUGAACAACGACUUCAUCAUACACUUUCUCGAUAUGGAAAGAACAAAAAGAUUAAAAAACAUCGAUCGAUUCCGUCCAUGAAUGAUGUGCCAAAAUCACAAACGAAUGGAAUUCAUGAUGAGGAAAACGAUGGAGAAUUUGCAAUUUCUUUAAAUUUGGAUAAUUUUCGAACCUUAAAGUAUGAUGAAAAUGUAAAAUAUGCUGAUGAUACAACUGAUACAGAAUGUACGAAUGAUGAACCAUGUCGUUUUCAAGAUAUUGAAAGUGCAUUGGUAGUUCGAUGCAAAGAAGAUUAUCUAUUUGACAACAUUGACCAACAGAAUGAAGCGGCAAAAAAAUUAAAAUUAUCCAACAAUGAUCAUCAUGAUUUAUUUGACCGUUAUUUUCAAACACAAAUUUAUCGUUUAAAACGUGAAAGAUCUGGAUUCAUUUGGCGAUGUUUAGGAUUAAAAUUUGCCAAUAAUUUUUGGAAAAAUCGUGCCAAAGGUGAAAUGUGGCCUUUGUUCACUUAUUGGCUCAUUGCAAUGGAAUUGUUUAUUAUGAUUUAUUUGUCCACUUAUGGAAUUGUUCCAUGUGGUAAAACGGAGACUAAAGUUUCAAAAGUAAUUUGGCACCAGACCAAUUCGUUUCAGCCAGCAACCUAUUAUCAACAUCCAAAUAUAUGGUAUGGUCCAAGUUAUUCGGAUUUAAUUUCAGCAGGUGUAAAAUUUACACCAUGUAUGCGAAGAGAUAUGAAUAUAAUGAAAUCAAUUGAAAUGCGAAAUUCAUUAGAAAAUGAAUAUGGUUGCUGUCUACGAAAUGAUCUAAGCGGAUGUGUUCAAACAGCACAAUCACAAUGUUCAAAUCGAACUUCAUUCUGGAUUAAAUGGCCCAAUAGAUCCGGACCUGUAUGUGGUAAUGAUCCUCGUUAUUGUAUGGACAAAUCAAUGAACAUUAGUUAUGAAAAAAAUAUAACCGAUUGGCCUAUUUGUAAUCAAUAUGAUAAUGAAGCAAUCUAUCGUUCUAAAGAUCUUCAUAUGAAAUGUAAAGUACAAGCUCGUCCUUGUUGUGUUGGAAUCUAUGGUAAAUGUAUACUUGCAUCAAAAGAAUAUUGUGAAUUCAUCAAAGGUCAUCAUCAUCCUCAUGCUAGUCUUUGUUCACAAGUGAAUUGUAUGGAAGAUGUUUGUGGUGAUUCAUUAUGGCCACAUCAAUUUUAUCGUUUAUUUUUAUCAUUAUUCAUACAUGCUGGUUGGUUUCAAUUGUUGAUAAAUCUAGUAAUACAAUAUGUAUUCAUGAGACGAUUGGAACAAUUAUUGGGUAUUUGGCGUACCGUAUUGAUUUAUUUCUUAUCCGGUAUUGGUGGUAAUAUGGCCAGUGCAAUAUUUCUACCAUUAACACCUGAAGUAGGACCUAAUGCAUCAUUGUUGGGACUAAUUUCAUUUCUAUUCAUUGAAUGUUAUAGACAACAAAACAUUAAUGGAAAAGUGAUUAUAAUGCUUAAAAUAUUUGUUGCAUUAUUUAUACUUUUUGUACCUGGAUUUUUAUUACCAUUUGUCGAUAUCUAUUCAUUAGUAUUUGGUUUUAUAUACGGUUUUCUGAUCACAACCAUUGUACAUCCAGAUGAAAGUAAAUCAAUGACAUCAAGAAUAAUAGCAACAAUUUCGUUUAUUGUAUUAACAACAAUAUUGAUUGUAUUAUUUAUUUUUGCAACAGAUUUAUUGGAACAAUAUCGUUAUUAUACAAAUCUAUUGAAUUGUUUGCCAAUUAUUAUGGAUUGUUCAAAAAUCGAUAUUGUUUAUGAUGAAAUAAAAGCAUUGAAUUGAAUUGUAUAAAUCGUUGUAAUGAAUAAAAUUGAUUGAUUGAUUAUA